Pisolithus orientalis is the source of this 937-nucleotide messenger RNA. RefSeq lists its product as uncharacterized. NCBI's taxonomy places the organism in Eukaryota, Fungi, Basidiomycota, Agaricomycetes, Boletales, Pisolithaceae. The record is from RefSeq and is a predicted model, not a curated record. The coding region runs from base 305 to 817 and encodes 170 amino acids. The transcript has a single exon.
CGCUACCAGCUACUCUCAUCCAGCUGUGGUUCCGACAACUUCACAAGGCUACUUUGACUUCCAACAAGGAUAUGCAUUCAGCACCUACCAAGACCCUUACUCAAACUUACAAGCUACCCAUCAAAACCACCGUUCUCAGUCCUCAUACACAAGCAUUCCUCUGGAUGCUACGUCGUACAACCAGCCAGUGUCUGGGCAAUUGCAAGGGACGUUCGUCAACCAAGAUACCCACUCCUUCGCGCACUGUGCGACACCCCCUGCGGGCCUAGCAUUCUCCUCGCAUUCGCAUGCCUACGACCAACGCAUGUUGCUGCCGCCUGUCCCGGAUGGUGGCAUCAGUAGAAUUACAGCUAUGCAACGCCCACCACCGAGAACCCCGGUUGCAACACACUUCUUGCCACCAUUGGUUGGGUUAGGGGGUGGUGGGUCCUCGGAAAUGCCAGGUGAGCGCGAUUGGGCUGUGUACGAUGCCGUGCCCAGUACCCCCGACAUCGCCACAUAUCCUUGCAUGUGGUCUUCACAUGGCCACCAGUGUGGUCAUCACAUAGAAGGAGAAAAGAACAGAAUUGCUCAACACCUGCGCGAUUUUCAUAACUUCGUGUGUGACGAAAAACAGAUGACGUGUCUCUGGGAUCAAUGCGAUACGCUACUACAGCGGCGGAAUGUUGCGAGGCACAUAGUCACCUACCACCUCGGGGUUAAAGUACUCUGCAAACAUUGCGGCAUUCCACUUUCCAGACAAGAUGCUAAGAGGAAGCACCAGAAAUCGUGCGCAUCAGCGCCGAAAGCAGGUGCGGCGGUACAUCCCUCCAAUUAGUCUCCUAUCCUACGUACCUUUCGUGGUCUUCUGGGCUUCAGUUUCUUUCUUUCUUUCUUUUGAUAAAUACCGACACCUGCCGAACAUGGAUUGCUUGUGAUCGAUAGACUGUAGAUAUGA